AUGACAAAGAGACGCAAUCGUAAAAAUAAAGCCAGGGAAGAAUGGAAGCGUCUUCAUCCAACAGAAACCCCGAGAGUUAAGACUCUUUCAUUGGGAGAAGUAGAGCAAAAGAGGCGAUCCAGACAUAACCGAGCAGUAGGCCACACAAACUUGGUAUUGAAUCCUUCUCGCUUAGAAAGACCAAUUCACUAUCAUCAAGUUCAUGUGGACGAUAACCCUAAUGAGGAAAAUUACACAAAUGGACCACUUCCUGGGCAAGAACCUAUGAUCAUCAAGGCCAACAAACUCUGGGUCUUAACGAACAAGCGUAAUUACAAGGUAGUUGCUCUGAUUCGUCAAACGCCAUUCGAUUCGAUGUCUUCAAAAGAACGUUUCAAGCUACGAUUUCUUGCCAACUAUUUACAUGAAGAGCGCGAGUUUUCAAACCCAAUCACGGGGAACGGUACUAUGCUUAUCAUCCAUGAAAAGUUGCUGGUGGUCGUCGUCCUUGUAAGAGAGUACAACGUAGUCGCAAGCUGCUCUCCUACUGGUGGAGACGAUGUGUACUCCGUCGUCCUAAAGUACAAAACAUCUAUACACAACGCUUCAAGUCCAUGUCCAAAUUUUUAUAUAAAGAAACCUGUGAUCAAGCUAAUUCCCACCCAAACAAAGGCUCUCCUGGUUGGUCCUUGGGCAUUCUCUUACCGUUAUGACGUCCAAGGUGGAGGUUUUUGGUGGCCAGAUUUCAAAUGUGAGGUGGAUUUUGAAUCAUGUGAUGGGAUCACGGAAGUUUUAUGGCGGGGUAACAAGGACCUUGUCUGUACCAGGCCCUCUAUCGAGCCUUCAGGAAACUUCACUCGAGUAGGAAAUACCUUUCAAGUCAACACCAAGUACAGAAACGCCUGUGGUUCCAUUACAAAACGUUGGAAAUCUUACGUCAGUCCAGGCCUGACAGUGGCACAACUCAAACAAAAGAAGUUGAAGCGCCUUCGAUACAUUGGUAGUCCCUCAUUUUUAUAUAAGAUGUAUCUGAAACGAAUUGAAGAACAAGAAAAGCAAAAUUCAAACAAAAACUUUGAAUCUCCAUAUCUUUCUUCUCAAGUCCUAUCUGAAGCCUGUGUCGAUUUGAUCUCCUUUAUCAUAAACGAAAAUUCUGUAACGGAGUAG
Melampsora larici-populina 98AG31 is the source of this 1146-nucleotide messenger RNA. RefSeq lists its product as uncharacterized. The transcript has 5 exons. NCBI's taxonomy places the organism in Eukaryota, Fungi, Basidiomycota, Pucciniomycetes, Pucciniales, Melampsoraceae. The record is from RefSeq and is a predicted model, not a curated record. The coding region runs from base 1 to 1146 and encodes 381 amino acids.